GCUUCGAAGCUCACAUACAGAGAUAUUCACAAGAGGGAAAGGACCUCCUGCUUUCAUUAAAGUCCAGGGAAAAGGCCCUGCUGGAAAGGCUUUCAGAGCCAGUAAAAUAUGAUCUUUUGAGAACAUGGGCAAGGUUCAAGUUAAGCCCAAAGUGAAUUUGUCUUCAUAUGUCCACUUUUUAUUAAACUGCAGGAACAAGCAUAAAGAACAACAACCAAAUGCUUACAUCGACUUCAAAGAGUUCUCCAAAAAGUGCUCAGAGAAGUGGAAGACAAUCUCUAAGCAUGAAAAGUCCAAGUAUGAAGCCAUAGCCAGACUGGACAAAGCACGCUACCAGAAAGAAAUGAAGAACUAUGUUCCCCCCCCUGGAAUGAAGAAAAGGAAAAGAAAGAAGAAGGACCCCAAAGCUCCCAAGAGGCCACCCUCAUCUUUUUUCCUCUUCAGUCGGGAGCAUUAUACAAAGAUCAAAAAUGACAAUCCACAGUGGUCUGUGGUAGAAGUGGCAAAGCUCCUGGGGGAGAUGUGGUCCAAAAAGUCAGAGCAGGACAAGCAGCCUUAUGAAGAAAAGGCUGCUAGACUGAGGGCCAAGUACCACCAAGAACUCAUGGCCUAUCGGGUUAAUCAUGAUCAGGGAUGUUCAAGGAAGAAGGGACCAGGGACCUCUGGCCAGUAUCAGAACAGAAAGAAAUCCAAGUCGGACAAGAGUGACGAUUAUGAUGAGUCUGAUUCAGAAGGCAACCUGGAUUAGACGAGACGAAGACGUGAAUGAGGAAAGAAAAAUAAAUGCCCUCGAACUGUAUAACUG
Messenger RNA from Phascolarctos cinereus (koala), 805 nucleotides. It is a transcript of the gene HMGB4, whose product is annotated as high mobility group box 4. The record is from RefSeq and is a predicted model, not a curated record. Gene Ontology annotation, biological process: regulation of transcription by RNA polymerase II. NCBI's taxonomy places the organism in Eukaryota, Metazoa, Chordata, Mammalia, Diprotodontia, Phascolarctidae.